Elgaria multicarinata webbii is the source of this 1905-nucleotide messenger RNA. Its product is annotated as cytochrome P450 1B1. The record is from RefSeq and is a predicted model, not a curated record. The transcript has 3 exons. Lineage: Eukaryota; Metazoa; Chordata; Lepidosauria; Squamata; Anguidae. Gene Ontology annotation, biological process: hormone biosynthetic process; progesterone metabolic process. The coding region runs from base 1 to 1644 and encodes 547 amino acids. Gene Ontology annotation, molecular function: steroid 17-alpha-monooxygenase activity; iron ion binding; heme binding.
AUGAGCCGGAGAGAGCUGGGAGACGCUUCUUUGGUGCACAGCGUGCUCCCCCGAGGCCUGAAGGAAGCGUCCCCGGCCGGCGUGCCUCCGGUGCAAGGCUUGCUGGCGCUGCUCCUCUUGCUGCUGGCUGCUUUGCACGUGGCGAAGCUCCUGGCGCGGGAGCGGCUGCGACGGAGGAGGCUGGAGCCGCCGGGCCCUUUCCCGUGGCCUCUGCUAGGCAACGCGGCUCAGCUGGGCAGCGCCCCUCACCUGGCCUUCGGGCGCCUGGCGGCCACCUACGGCAACAUCUUCCAGCUGCGCUUGGGCAGCUGGCCCGUGGUGGUGCUGAGCGGCGAGCGCGCCAUCCGCGAGGCCCUCAUCCGCCAGGGAGCCGCUUUCGCGGGCCGGCCCCGGUUCCCGUCAUUCCAGCUGGUGUCCGGCGGGCGCAGCCUGGCCUUCGGGGGCUACUCCGACCUAUGGAAGCUGCAGCGGCGCCUGGCGCACUCCACCGUGCGCGCUUUCUCGGCGCGCCGCCUGCUGGAGCGGCCCCUGCUGGCCGAGGCGCGCACCGUGGUGUGGCUACUGGCGGGCGCCUGCGCCGGCGGCGCCUUCGUCGACCCGUCGAGGAGCCUGGUGGUGGCCGUGGCCAACGUCAUGAGCGCGCUGUGCUUCGGCCGCCGCUAUAGCCACGCCGACGCCGAGUUCCGGCGCCUGGUGGGCCGCAACGAGCAGUUCGGGCGCACGGUGGGCGCGGGCAGCCUGGUCGACGUGCUGCCCUGGCUGCAGCGCUUCCCCAACCCGGUGCGCUCCGCCUUCCGUGCUUUCCGUGCCCUCAACCACGAGUUCUACAGCUUCGUGCGCCAAAAGUUCGUGUGGCACCAGAGCAGCCUCCGGCCCGACGACACCCUCCGCGACCUCAUGGACGCCUUCAUCCGCCUCCAGCAGGCGCAGCCCGGCCUGCCGGUGGAGCACGUGCCGGCCACCGUCACGGACAUCUUCGGGGCCAGCCAGGACACCCUCUCCACAGCCCUGCAGUGGCUCUUGAUCUUUCUCAUCAGGUACCCAGAGGUGCAAGCUAAGCUGCAAGAAGAAAUCGACAAAGUCAUUGGCAGAGACCGCUUGCCUUGUGCUGAGGACCAGCCCCAUUUGCCUUACGUCAUGGCUUUCCUUUACGAAUCCAUGCGCUUCAGCAGCUUUGUGCCAGUCACCAUUCCGCAUGCCACCACUGCCGACACCACCCUAAUGGGCUAUCGCAUCCCCAAAGAUACGGUGGUCUUUGUCAAUCAGUGGUCAGUGAAUCAUGACCCGGUGAAAUGGCCCGCCCCAGAGGAUUUCAAUCCAGCAAGGUUCCUGGAUGAGAAUGGAUUCCUCAACAAAGACCUCACUAGCAGCGUGAUGAUUUUCUCCGUUGGAAAGCGUAGAUGCAUUGGGGAAGAGCUAUCCAAAGUGCAGCUCUUUCUCUUUAUCGCAAUCUUGGUGCACCAGUGCAAUUUCACUGCUAACCCUAAGGAAGAUUCCAAAAUGGAUUUCACCUACGGCUUGACUAUUAAACCGAAGCCAUUUACACUCAAUGUCACACUUCGAGAUACCAUGGAUUUACUGGAUAACACUGUACAGAGACUUCAGGCAGAAAAGGGCUCUGAAAAUUGCCUGCCAAAUAUGUAAGCUCUGAAAUUUGAACACUGUAAUAAUUGUAUAAGGAUCUUGAUUCAUCCUUCUCUUUUUAUAUUUAAGUGAAAUGAAUUGAAAUAUAAUGUAUUCUGGAGAGCUAUAAGCAUGAUAUGAAGUAAAACUAUGUAUACCUUUUUAAAAAUUGGUAUCUUCCAUACCUUUGCAUUUCUUGCCAGCCAUCAAAGGCAUUCUCCAAAGUAUUGGUUGUUGUUGUAAUUCUUAGGGUGGUUCCACAUACUGAGUAUGGAAUUGCCA